Messenger RNA from Sarcophilus harrisii (Tasmanian devil), 614 nucleotides. Its product is annotated as cytochrome c oxidase assembly factor 5. The record is from RefSeq and is a predicted model, not a curated record. Lineage: Eukaryota; Metazoa; Chordata; Mammalia; Dasyuromorphia; Dasyuridae. Gene Ontology annotation, biological process: mitochondrial respiratory chain complex IV assembly. Bases 136 to 363 code for a protein of 75 amino acids. Gene Ontology annotation, cellular component: mitochondrion. The transcript is spliced from 3 exons.
CCCUGGGCGGUUGGGGGCGGUGUUGAGAACGCCGCACACGGUGUUUGUUGAAGGUGCCGGGCUUGGCUCUUGAAGUGGCUCUCGGUCUUCUGAACCGGAGGCUGCCUCGGCGGCGGCGGCGGCAAGGGGGAGGAGAUGCCCCGUUACUAUGAGGACAAGCCGGAGGAUAACGGCGCAUGCGCCGGGGUGAAGGAGGAUCUGGGGGCGUGCCUACUGCAGUCGGACUGUGUGCUCAAGGAAGGAAAAACUCUUCGACAAUGUUUGAAGGAAGGCAACUGUAAAGCUUUGAAAUACUCAUUUUUUGAAUGCAAAAGGUCAAUGUUGGAUGCCAGAUCAAGAUUCAGAGGAAGAAAAGGAUAUUAAUAUUUUUCCCAUAGAAUCAAGAUUAAAACAACAUGAGUUCAUCUGUGUGGUGAAUAAGGCCAUGUGUCUAUGUGUCUGCUUCAUACAUUGAAAUGAAUAAUUUUGCGAUUGUUCUUUAAGGGAAAAAAGAGAUCAAUCCUGCCUUUUGAACACUGACAGAAAAUGAUCUGUGUUAAAUUGUUUACAUACAAAAGGAUUAAUUAAAUAUUUAUAAGUUAUGCAUAUUAAUAAAUUUUCUGAGUUAUUCUAAA